AUGGCGCACCCAAUCUCUCAAGCAAUGCCGCAUGGAAACAUGCACAUCCUGCAGCAACAGAAGAAGAUGCACAAUGGCCCACCCAAGAUGGGCCAAAUGAAGACGAUGAAAAGUAACGUUGCAAAAGUUGCGAGUGUAGCUCGCACAGGAGACGCGAUAUCAGACGAAAGCGACAAUGGUGAAGCCGAGGCAGACUGUACCGCUAUUGAAGAUGAUAGUGACUCGGAUGAGGCGGAUGCUUUUGCCCUGUCAGGUGUGAGACGUCCCGGGAAACAUGGCGUCUCGCGUCUGGCAGGGCUCACACCACCAGCAGACUUUGACAUGGACGGACAGCAGGCUUCAGCAGGGGCUGAGCGCGAAAGUGACGAUGAAGACUACGAUGCUGUAGGCGAGCUCAGCGAAAGCGAAGAUGAUGAAGUGGAGGACGAGAAAAAGGUCUUGCGUUCAGCUGAGCAGGAUCUGAUCGCAGAGUUCGAGCGGACGGAGAAGCCUCGAACAGACAAUGCUUUCACGACUGUGAUGAACGAAAUGUCAUUGAAGGAGGACGCAGCUCUGGCACGCCGAUUGUCCCAACAAAGUCAGACGAGUCAGCCGGCCGACGACCUUGAUCUGGACCUGGACAUGAAUCAGGAUCCGUUCAAUGGAGCAUCUUUCAUGGCCGAGUCCCAGCUCGAGAUGUGGGAUGAGGCUGAGGGCCUUUUCGAUGGCGACCUUGCCCAAUGGCGCAACCCCGACUCUGCAACAAACACGCUUGGCUUGAUGGAUAUUCUAAGCCGCGAAGAAAGUACACCAUCAAACACCAACCAGAAGAAGGUCCGUUUUGAGGAGACUGCAUCGUCUCGCUCUUCCAGCAUGAGUAGCGAAGAUGAUCCAAGAGAUGCGUAUCCAGACCUGUUCGAUUCACAAGACGAUCUCGCCGCAAGACAACGUGCUAUGCUCGCCGGAGUUGACAUUGAUGCCAUUCAAGACGGCGAAUCAGUCUACGACUUUGACUUUGAAGACGAGUACGAGAAGCAAGCCUUCGAGAUUGAUGGCCAAAGCGACUCCGAUGAAGAGUCGAGCGACAGUGAUUCCGACGGUGGUGACACUACAGACGAAGAAGACCCUGAAGAACAGCUAGCACGCGUUCUUGCAAUCAAAGCUGCAUGCGAGGCACGAAACGGCAAGGUCGCACCUGCCAACACACCCGCCAGCGAACCGAGCACGCCGGUACCCAGCAAGCGUUCACCGCCUGUGAUGGCACGUGGCAACUCUGGCAAAGCUUCGGCGACUACGCCAAAGAGCAAUGGCCGACCCAAGAUGGGCACAUUCGCACGCGACCCAACACGUGCCACCGUGACUGCCGACAUCAAAGGUAGUGGUGUCAAACUUGUCUGUCCAACUAAGCCUCCUGCUGAAGAGCGUGCUUACUGGGAGCGCGCACGUCAAGCCGUGGGCAGUCGUGAUGGCAGUCCUGGAGGUUCUGUCUCCUGGACAUGCGCCACCCCUCGCCCCGCGAAAGCUCCGUUCCGACCACUGACUGCUCGCUCGACUCUUGGAACUAUGUUUGACGGCAACCUCGACUUCCUCCGCAACAAUGACGAGAACGGUAUCGCCGAUGAAUUGCUGGUUCCCAGUAGGAGCGACAGCAUGCAAUCAUCAAUGGUCUCAGCAGCCAUGACUAAUGACGAGGAGAGCGAAUAUGAGAGCGACGUCCAGAUGGAGGAUUUCCUCCAGAUCAGGGACGAUGACUCCGAUGACGAGGAGGAGCCACAAUCUGCAUCGGAUGUCUUCUCGCCUACUCAGUCAACAUUCAGCGAUGCCGUCUUCGACUCGCCAGUCUACUCUCGCCCAGGCACAAGCAAUGGCCUCCUGGGUCAUCUCGAGCAACAGCGUGGUCUCGUCUCGUCCUUCCGCAACAAUCAGCAUCACGUCCGACAAGUGACAUCGCUGCCGGUGAACCCAUCGCAACGUGCGCAACGCCAUGAAGCCAACGCGCUUCAAAAAGGUCGCCGUGCGGCGGCCAAUACACCAAUGACUCCUGCGCGUAAGCAACGUCAGAGUCAAAAUCUGGACAUGACCAAUGCAGGCAUCAGCAAAACUGCCUCUCCAGUCUUCUCCAAGCGUCGUCGCAGUCGCGGCAUCUCCAUCACUGGCAUGGAUCAGACUCUCACCCGUGAUCGCUUCGCUGGUAACCGCCAAUAG
Fulvia fulva is the source of this 2184-nucleotide messenger RNA. RefSeq lists its product as uncharacterized. Lineage: Eukaryota; Fungi; Ascomycota; Dothideomycetes; Mycosphaerellales; Mycosphaerellaceae. The coding region runs from base 1 to 2184 and encodes 727 amino acids. The transcript has 2 exons. The record is from RefSeq and is a predicted model, not a curated record.